CCGGGACCUCACUGUUCACACACGGUGGGAUUUAAUCCCACGUCAUUUACUAUUAAUAGUUAAUUAUGCAUUUUGUGCUAAAUUAAUUUGGGACCUAGUAAAGUCCUAGAUUUAAAAUUACCUUCCAAAACCCUGUAAAAAGAAAGAGCGACGGUGAGAAGUUCGGAGCACGUAUCAAUGGCGAAUCGGCGUUGCUUUCAAACCCUUACCCGCUGUCUCCAGUCCAUCAAAACCCUAACCCCUCUCUCGGAGGCCAUAGCGCCUUACUCCGCCUAUGCCCUCAACCAAACCAUCGCCGCCACACCCCCAAACUACAUUUUCGUCAAUAAUGCUGACAUUUACCAACGUGCCGCAGUGCCCACGCGAAGCUUUAGCUCGAGACCCACCGACAGCGACGAUGUCGAGGAGGAUGACGAGGAAGAUUACGAAAGCGAAGAAGAAGACGAUAGUGAAAAUGAAGAAGAGAGCGUUGUUCUGUCUGCUGAGGAUAAAAAAAUAGAGGCCGCAGAGAUAGGGUACACGGUCAUGGGUCCGCUCCAGAAAUCGGACAGGGUUUUCAAACUGUAUGAGCCCGUGUUCGCGGUUGUUCAGAUUGGAUCGCAUCAAUUCAAGGUGAGCAAUGGGGAUACCAUUUACACAGAGAGGUUAAAGCACUGUGAUGUCAAUGAUAAGUUGGUCCUCAAUAAGGUUCUUAUGCUAGGUUCACAAACACAGACAAUCAUCGGUAGGCCAAUUUUGCCUGAUGCAGCUGUUCAUGCUGUUGUUGAGGAGCAUGCACUAGACGCUAAGGUGAUCAUAUUCAAGAAAAAGAGAAGAAAGAACUACAGAAGAACAAAGGGUCAUCGCCAGGAAUUAACUAAACUAAGGAUAACGGAUAUACAAGGCAUCGAGAAGCCAGAAAAUACGACGCCUCCCCCUCCAUCUCCAAAGAAAGAGAAGGAAAAGAAGCCAGAGAAGAAGGUGGCUAUGGAAGCUUAAUAGGCACAAAUGUUUUUCUACUAACUUUGAAGAUCCAUUUUGUCCAAGAGCUCAAGGCUGAUAUACAAUUUGUUUCCUAAUGUGGCUGCUGCUUCAGAGACUUUUACAUUCUCAUUCAGCCAUUCAGUGCCCAAAUCGUUGUAUUGUAGGAUUGGUUCACAUAUUAAAGUCAGGGUUUUUAUUUCUUGGUGGAAAUAAUAUUAAUUUUAUCGAAUAAA
Salvia miltiorrhiza (redroot sage) is the source of this 1196-nucleotide messenger RNA. RefSeq names its product 50S ribosomal protein L21, mitochondrial-like. NCBI's taxonomy places the organism in Eukaryota, Viridiplantae, Streptophyta, Magnoliopsida, Lamiales, Lamiaceae. The record is from RefSeq and is a predicted model, not a curated record. The transcript is spliced from 5 exons. Bases 178 to 978 code for a protein of 266 amino acids. Gene Ontology annotation, biological process: translation. Gene Ontology annotation, molecular function: RNA binding; structural constituent of ribosome. Gene Ontology annotation, cellular component: ribosome.